GUCUCUAUAAAAUGGUUGUCGCGAGCGUGUCCGGGAGAUCGGCAAUGGCGUUGGGAUCAAUGGGGCGUCCGGCAUUGCUGCUUCUCUGCCUCGUACUGCUGAUAGUAGUCGGUGGCGUCUCCGCCUCCAGGGCGGGAGCUGGGGCGGCGGCCUCAAGUGCUUCUCCGGCUAACGAGUCGGCUUCCAUGGGGAAGAGGGCGGGAGCUGGGGCGGUGGCCUCGACGGGCUCGAGUGCUUCUCCGGCUAACGAGUCGGCUUCCAUGGGGAAGAGUGCCGCCGAGCGUCAAACGGUGGCGGCCGUGGUCGACGAUCCGGAACUGAUCGCAGCUGAGGUUCACAUGGUGACACAGAACAGCACGGCUCGCCGCAACCUCGCCUACUUGUCGUGCUCGACUGGCAAUCCCAUCGACGACUGCUGGCGCUGCGACCCGGAGUGGCAUGAGAACCGCAAGCGCUUGGCAGACUGCGGCAUUGGCUUCGGCCGCAACGCGCUCGGCGGCCGCGACGGUGAAAUCUACGUGGUGACCGACCACAGGGACGAUGAUCCCGUGAACCCGCGGCCGGGCACGCUCCGCUACGCGGUCAUCCAAGAGGAGCCCCUCUGGAUCGUAUUCAAGCGCGACAUGGUCAUCACCCUCUCCGAGGAGCUGAUCAUGAACAGCUUCAAGACCAUUGACGGCCGCGGAGCCAACGUGCACAUCGCCAACGGCGCCUGCAUCACCAUCCAAUUCGUCACCAACAUCAUCAUUCACGGCCUCCACAUUCACGACUGCAAGCCCACCGGCAACGCCAUGGUCCGUAGCUCCCCUUCCCACUACGGCUGGCGCACCAUGGCCGACGGCGACGGCGUCUCCAUAUUCGGUGCCAGCCACAUUUGGGUCGACCACAACUCUCUUUCCAACUGCGCCGACGGCCUCAUCGACGCCAUUAUGGGUUCCACCGCCAUCACCAUUUCCAAUAAUUACUUCACCCACCACAACGAGGUGAUGCUGCUGGGCCACAGUGAUUCUUACGUGAAGGACAAGGCCAUGCAGGUCACCAUCGCCUACAACCACUUCGGAGAAGGUUUAAUUCAGAGAAUGCCAAGGUGCAGGCACGGCUACUUCCAUGUGGUGAACAAUGACUACACGCACUGGGAGAUGUACGCCAUUGGUGGAAGCGCUGACCCAACCAUUAACAGCCAAGCAAACAGGUAUCUUGCCCCUACCAACGCCUUCGCUAAGGAGGUAACCAAGAGAGUCGACACAGAUUCAAGCGUGUGGAAGAGUUGGAACUGGAGAUCAGAAGGUGACCUGCUUCUGAACGGGGCUUACUUCACCCCCUCUGGAGCUGGAGCAUCUGCUAGCUACGCCAAGGCUUCUAGCCUCGGAGCCAAAUCCACGUCCAUGAUUGACUCCAUCACUGUCGAUGCAGGUGCGCUGCGCUGUCGCAAGGGUGUUCAAUGCUAACUGAAAGGUCAAAAGAUAGGAAAAAGAGAGUAUAUCGACAAAAGGGUGUUCAACCUCCCCUGUUUCCGUUAUAAUUCGAUCCAUGGAGCAGGCGGAAGCGUUGCUGAUUCGUUAUCGCAUUGUUUUCCUCUCGCUGAUGGCUUCUUUUGUUUGGAGCAUUGAGCAGUGAGCAUUGAUUUGAAGUUGAAAUACUAGGAUACGGUGGUAUCUUUGUUGUGAUGUAAUGUCCAAAAUUGAAGAUUGUAAUAGAUGCUAGUGAAGGAAAUUGUUGUGCAUAACA
Molecule: messenger RNA, 1728 nt
Organism: Zingiber officinale
Lineage: Eukaryota; Viridiplantae; Streptophyta; Magnoliopsida; Zingiberales; Zingiberaceae
Product: probable pectate lyase 20
Exons: 7
Coding region: 12-1448 (478 amino acids)
Molecular function (GO): pectate lyase activity
Source: RefSeq, a predicted model, not a curated record